Anopheles funestus (African malaria mosquito) is the source of this 717-nucleotide messenger RNA. RefSeq names its product 60S ribosomal protein L23 (gene RpL23). Lineage: Eukaryota; Metazoa; Arthropoda; Insecta; Diptera; Culicidae. Gene Ontology annotation, biological process: translation. The transcript has 3 exons. The coding region runs from base 120 to 542 and encodes 140 amino acids. Gene Ontology annotation, molecular function: large ribosomal subunit rRNA binding; structural constituent of ribosome. Gene Ontology annotation, cellular component: ribosome; cytosolic large ribosomal subunit. The record is from RefSeq and is a predicted model, not a curated record.
CCGUUUGUCAUUUCCAAUAGCGGAAGUCAACUAGAUGUCAAUCGUGGCUGUCUUGCGUUCUUUUUCCGGCAAUCGAAUUUGUGUGAAAGACACACUUAAUUUUGCUGCAGACUUAAACAAUGUCGAAGAGAGGACGUGGAGGAUCCGCGGGAGGAAAAUUCCGCAUCUCGCUCGGUCUACCGGUUGGCGCCGUCAUCAAUUGCGCUGACAACACGGGUGCCAAGAACCUGUAUGUCAUUGCUGUCCACGGCAUCCGCGGUCGUUUGAACCGUCUGCCGGCUGCAGGAGUCGGUGACAUGUUCGUAGCAACGGUGAAGAAGGGAAAGCCAGAGCUGCGUAAAAAGGUAAUGCCGGCCGUCGUGAUUCGGCAGCGCAAACCGUUCCGUAGGCGAGAUGGAGUUUUCCUGUAUUUUGAGGACAACGCUGGAGUGAUAGUGAACAAUAAGGGUGAAAUGAAAGGCUCUGCUAUCACUGGACCCGUUGCGAAAGAAUGCGCUGACCUGUGGCCUCGUAUCGCAUCCAAUGCCGGCUCGAUAGCUUAAGGAAAGCUGCGCACAGUGAGAAAAUUUGCUAACCAACAACAGCAUAAAGUACCGAAUGCCGGAGAGUUUGUUAUGUUUCAAAUGUCUUCAGUGAAACAUCCAACGUUGCUCGGUGAUUGAAGCAUCAUCAGUUCAAGAACCGCGAAAGCAAAUAUAAAACACAUUGGAACCCAAA